Messenger RNA from Saccostrea cuccullata (small rock oyster), 669 nucleotides. RefSeq lists its product as uncharacterized. NCBI's taxonomy places the organism in Eukaryota, Metazoa, Mollusca, Bivalvia, Ostreida, Ostreidae. Gene Ontology annotation, biological process: regulation of apoptotic process; regulation of DNA-templated transcription. The transcript has a single exon. The record is from RefSeq and is a predicted model, not a curated record. The annotation marks the transcript as partial. Gene Ontology annotation, molecular function: protease binding; death domain binding; DNA binding.
AUGGAGCAAAACCAGCAGGAUGUUAUAAAAAAGAACUAUUCGACCCUGGUAAAGAAAAUAAGGACCUCCACGGUUGCCAGACAUCUUUAUGACUCUAACAUUAUCACAGACGAAAUGAAGCAACAAAUUGAGACUGAGAAGACCAAUUACGAUCAGAACAGAAAACUACUCAGCAUCAUUCUUCGGAGAGGACAGAAGGCCUUUAGGGGUCUCCGAAUGGCGCUGAUGAAAGCCGGCCAAACAGAUUUAUCCAAGCUUCUCACUGACAGCGAAGAUACCAUGUCCGAGUCCGAUAAGAAAUUAGCUAUGGCCAGAUCCUUAGCUGUAAACACGGCCAAAAAUCAGUAUGCUGAAAGCAAACCAAAGAGUGAUUCUGUAGCACGACAAAUAUCUCAAGAUGAGCGAUGCAGAAUCAAUCUGGAUGGUGAACUUUUCCUCACAGCCGUGUCUUUCAAAGACAGGAUCAAUAUACACAUCCGUCAGUUUACAGCAGCCAACAAUGGUCUGAUACCCACAAAGAAGGGAGUAACAUUUCCAUUACCCAGAUGGUUGAGGUUUGAAUCCAUUCUUCCAGAUAUCCAAAAUCAUCUGCACAACAGAACAGACGAAGAAAUGAAAUGUCAUAUAGGAGGGGGAGUGUACGUCUCGAUUACUCCCGGAUACGGUACA